Messenger RNA from Schistocerca serialis cubense, 4274 nucleotides. RefSeq names its product zinc finger protein 729-like. The coding region runs from base 167 to 3577 and encodes 1136 amino acids. The transcript is spliced from 2 exons. The record is from RefSeq and is a predicted model, not a curated record. Gene Ontology annotation, cellular component: nucleus. Lineage: Eukaryota; Metazoa; Arthropoda; Insecta; Orthoptera; Acrididae.
CUCUGAAGACAAUGUGGUGUCAUAUGAAAUACCAGUGACCGCAAAUAGAGAAGAACCACAAAAUAGUAAAGAAGAAAACAAGAAUUUGUGUGCAAAGGAGGACAGUUCACACCCGAAACGAAAAAAGCAUAAACACAAAGAGGCUAGCGGUAAUAAUAGGGACAGUAUGGUAUCAUUUGAAAUACCAGUGACUUCUAGUGGAGAAGAUCCAGAAAGUAAUAAUAAAGAAAAUGAGAAAAAGAAAGGCAAGUCACAUUCAAAAUGCAAAAAGCAUAAACACAGAGAAACUGAGGUUAAUACUGGGGACAGUAUGGCAGCACAUGAAAUACCAGUGACUGCAGAUGGAGAAGAACCAGGAAGUAGUAAUGAAGAAAGUAAGACUCGGUGCACAAACAAAGGCAUUUCACAUAUGAAACGGAAAAAGCAUAAACACAAAGAAAUUGAGGUUAACACUGAAGACAGUGUGGUCUCAUACGAAACACCAGUGACUGCAAAUAGAGAAGAACCAGAAAGUAGUAAAGAAGGAAACAAGAGUUUGUGCGCAAAGAAAGGCGGUUCACACCUGAAACGAAAAAAGCAUAAACACAAAGAGGAUAAGAGUAAUACUGGAGAGAGUAUAGCAUCAUGUGAAAUGACAGUGACUUCUAAUGGAGAAGAUCCAGAAAGUAAUAAUAAAGAAAAUGAGAGAAAGAAAGACAAGUCACAUUCAAAAUGGAAAAAGCAUAAGCACAGAGAGACUGAGGUUAAUACUGGAGACAGUGUGGUGUCCUGUGAAAUGCCAGUGACUUCUAGUGGAGAAGACCCCGAAGGUAAUAAUAAAGAAAAUGAGAAAAAGAAAGGCAAGUCACAUUUGAAACGGAAAAGGCAUAAACACAAAGAGACUGAGGUUAAUAUUGGAGACAGAAUGGCAGCACAUGAAAUACCAGUGACUGCAAAUGGAGAAGAACCAGAGAGUAGUAAUGAUGAAAACCAGAAUCUGUGCACAAAGAAAGACAGCUCACAUCCGAAACAGGAAAAGAAGAAAUACAAAGAGACUAAGGUUAAUACUGGAAACAGUAUCUUGUCAUAUGAAAUACCAGUAACCUCUAAUGAAGAACAAACAGGCAAUAAUAAUGAAGAAAGUAAGAAUCUGUGCGCAAAGAGAGGCAAUUUACAUCUAAAACAGAAGAAGCAAAAACACGGAGAGACUGGUGCUAGUAUUGGAGACAGUAUGGAAUCACAUAAAGUACUAGUGAUUGUAGAUGGAGAAGAACCAGAGAGUAGUAAUGAUGAAAACAAGAAUAUGCGCACAAAGAAAGACAGUUUACACCAGAAACGGAAAAAGAAGAAACACAAAGAUACUGAAGUUAUUACUGGACACAGCAGAAUCUCUUAUAAAAUACUAGCAACUGUGGAUGGAGAAGCACCAGAAAGUAGUAAUGAAGAAAAUAAAAAUCUGUGCACAAAGAAAGAUAGUUCAAAACUGAAACAGAAAAAGAAUAAACACAAAGAGAAUAAGGUUAAUACUGGAAACAAUAUGGUCUUCUAUGAAAUACCAGUGAGUGCAAAUGGAGAAGAAGAAAAAGGAAGUAAUGAAGAAAACAAGAAUGUGUGCAUAGAGAAACACAGUUCACAUGCAAAACUAAAAAAGCAUAAACCCAAAGAGACUGAGGUUAAUAUUGGAGGCAGUAUGGCAUCACGUCAAAUACCAGUGACUGCAAGUGGAGAAGAACCAGAAAGUAGUAAUGAAGAAAACAAGAAUGUGCACACUAAGAAACACAGUUCACAAUUGAAACAGAAAAAGAAUAAAUACAAAGAAGGUAAGAUUAAUACUGGCAACAGUAUGGUCUCGUAUGAAAUACCCAUGAGUAAAAACAGAGAAGAAGCAGAAAGUAGCAAUGAAGAAAGAAAGAAUCUGUGCUCAAAGAAAGAUAGUUCACAUCCAGAAUGGAAAAAGCAUAAACACAAAGAGACUGAGGCUAAUAUUGGAGACAGAAUGUCAUCACAUAAAAUUCCACUGACUGCAGAUGGAGGAGGACCAGAGAACAGUAAUGAAGAAAACAAUAAUCUGUGCACAAAGAAAGACAGUUCGCACCCAGAGUGGAAAAAGAAUAAACACAGAGACACUGAGGUUAAUAUUAUAGACAGUAUAGUGUCGUAUGAAGUACCAGUGACUUCUAAUGGAGAUAAAAUAGAAAAUGGUAAUGAAGAAAGUAAGAAUGUGUGCACGAUGAGAGACAGUUCACAUCUGAAAUGGAAAAAGCAUAAACACAAAGAGACCGGAGUUAAUAUUGGAGACAGCAUGGUAUCACAUGAAAUUCCAGUAACUGCAGAUGGGAGAGAGUCAGAGAGUAGUAAUGAAAAAAACAAAAGUCUGUGUACAAAGAAAGACAGUUCACACCUGAAAAGGAAAAAGAAUAAACACAAAGACACUGAGGUUAAUACUGUAGACAGUACGGCAUCACAUGUAAUGUCAGUAACUUCCACUGGAAAAGAACCAGAAAGUAGUAAUAAAGGAAGCAAGAAUCUGUGCACAACAAAAGACAGCUCACAUCCAAAACGGAGAAAGCAUAAACACAAAGAAACUGAGGUUAAUAUAGGAGACAGAAUGGCAUUGCAUGAAAUACCAGUCACUUCAUGCAGAGGAGAACCGGAAAGUAGUACUGAAGAAAACAAGAAUCUUUGCCCAAAGAAAGACAGUUCUCACCCGAAACAGAAAAGGAAUAAGCGGAAAGAGACUGCGGUUAAUAUUGGAGACAGUAUGAUGUCGUCUGAAAUACCAGUGACUGCAAAUGGGGAAGAACCAGAAAGUACUAAUGAAGUAAACAAGAAUGAGUGCACACAGAAAGACAGUUUUCAAUGGCAGCAUAAAGAGCACAAUGACAAAAAGGGUAAAAUUAAUACUGGAGACAGUGUGACAUCAUAUGAAUUGCCAGUGACCUCCAGUGGAGUAGAACAAGAAAGUAAUAAUGAAGAAAACCAGAAUAUCUGCACAGAGAACAACAGUUCACAUCUCAAUGAGAAAAAUGACAAAGAGAGUAAGAUUAUCUAUUUGGCUCGAUUAUUGCAGAAAUCUUCAUUCAUUACACAAUCAGAGCAAGAGUUUGCUUGUCCCAAAUGCUUGAAGCAUUUUAAUAACCGCAGCAACUUCGUAAGACAUCUGCUUGUUCAUAGGAAAGAGAAAGACUACACCUGUGCUGUAUGUGAAAAAAGUUUCACAUUGAAGCAGAGUUUACAAUUACACAUGCUUUGUCACAUGAAGGAGAAGCAACAUAUAUGUGCUGUGUGUUCAAGGCCUUUUACUGAUGCAAACAAUUUGAGGAGGCAUAUGGUGAUACAUAAUAGGAUAAAAGAAUUUGUUUGUGAUAUUUGUUCAAAAGCAUUUUCCCGUAAGCAACAACUUGGAGCUCAUAUAUUGAGACAUAAGGAUGUGCAAUCAUUUUCAUGUCCACAUUGUUCAAAAACCUUUAAUUACGAAUACCGUUUGCGAAUACACUUGCGUGCAUGUAAAAAGUUAAAUCCAUUUAUAUGUCCUAUUUGCUCGAAACAGUUUCCUCGCGUAUACAAUUUUAAUAGGCAUAUGGGUACUCAUGAUUGAUUGUACAAAGUCUGGUUUAUGAGGAACACCAUUUUUUUUAACAAAAAAUGUUGCAGAAUGUACAGUUCCAUUUGCAAAUGCCUAGUGCAAAGCCUAAUGUAUUCAAAAGAUUGAGUAAUAAGUGUUUUAUAAUGGAAAUUUAGCCUAUCCUUUAUUUUAUAUUAGUGACAAUAAUCAGUUUUUGAAACUAUAUUAUAAGUGUAUGUAUAAAAAUCAACUCGACAAGCAGCAGCUGGAGGAAAUACAUAUCACAUAUGAAAGUUAAGGAAAUGUGAAAGCUGUCAGACAGUGGCUCCUUUUUCUGACAGAGUCGUUGAAGAGGAAGGAAGAGGGAUGAAGAAAUGACUGGAGAGGUUUAGCAAAUGGGGAAGUUACCAAAAAAUCACGCAUAACCCUGGGUCAAGGGAGACUUAGCAGAUGGUAUGAGAAGGAAAACAAUGUGCCAUUCAGCAAAUCUCCCCUGAUCCAUGGUUCUGGUUGACUAUUCCAUAACUCUUCCCAUUUCCUAAACCUCACCAGUCAUCUUCCUUCAUCACUCUUUCGUCGCGUAAUGCCAGAAAAUGGAGGCACUGGCUCUGAAAUCUUGCACAUUUCAUUAAUUUUUAUGUGUGUUCCCUCCUUGCCAUUUGGUGAGUAGAUUUUUUUAUUUAUUCAGUUGUACUACCUUUUAUUUUGUUGUUGUUGGUGUUGUUGUUGU